Molecule: messenger RNA, 5547 nt
Organism: Emys orbicularis (European pond turtle)
Lineage: Eukaryota; Metazoa; Chordata; Testudines; Emydidae
Gene: ARFGEF1
Product: ADP ribosylation factor guanine nucleotide exchange factor 1
Exons: 39
Coding region: 1-5547 (1848 amino acids)
Biological process (GO): regulation of ARF protein signal transduction
Molecular function (GO): guanyl-nucleotide exchange factor activity
Source: RefSeq, a predicted model, not a curated record
AUGUAUGAAGGCAAGAAGACGAAGAACAUGUUCCUGACCCGGGCUCUGGAGAAGAUCCUGGCCGACAAGGAGGUGAAGAAGGCACAUCACUCCCAGCUGCGCAAAGCCUGUGAGGUGGCCCUAGAGGAAAUAAAAGCUGAAACAGAAAAACAAAGUCCCCCUCAUGAAGAAGCAAAGCCUGGUUCAAGCACACUUCCACCAGUGAAAUCAAAGACAAGCUUUAUUGAAGCCGACAAGUACUUCUUACCAUUCGAAUUGGCAUGCCAGUCUAAGUGCCCCAGGAUUGUUAGUACAUCCCUGGAUUGUUUACAGAAACUUAUAGCAUAUGGGCACUUGACUGGAAAUGCUCCAGACAGUACAGCUCCAGGCAAAAAAUUAAUCGAUAGAAUUAUUGAGACAAUAUGUGGCUGUUUUCAAGGUCCUCAAACAGACGAAGGGGUUCAGCUACAAAUAAUAAAGGCUUUACUCACUGCAGUAACAUCUCAACACAUAGAAAUUCAUGAAGGAACCGUGCUGCAGGCUGUAAGAACAUGUUACAAUAUCUAUCUUGCAAGCAAAAAUCUCAUAAAUCAGACCACAGCCAAGGCCACUCUCACACAAAUGCUGAAUGUUAUAUUUGCACGUAUGGAAAACCAAGCACUCCAGGAAGCCAAACAGAUGGAAAAGGAAAGACACCGACAACAGCACCAUCUACAGCAGUCACCCUUAAGCCAUCAUGAACCUGAAUCACCUCAGCUGAGACAUCUUCCAUCACAGACAGUCAAUCAGCUACCCCAAGAUCAUGAAGGAGAACUUGACCACAGCACAAAUGAUGUGGACAAGAGCCUUCAAGAAGAUACAGAAGCAGAAAAUGGUUCUGAUAUUUACAGUGCAGAAAAUGAACAGACAGAAGCUGACCAGGCUGCAGCAGCAGAAAAUCUGUCUAAAAGUGAUGCGGGAACAUAUGAUGGAGAAAACAAUGAAUGUGAAGAAAAGGCACAAGAUAUUGUACAGAGUAUUGUGCAGGAAAUGGUGAACAUAAUAGUUGGAGAUGUAGAAGGGACUGCUGAAAGUGGAAGUGCUGAUGGCACAAUUGGAACUUUAGAAGAUGGCAGUGACAGUGAAAAUAUUCAGGCAAAUGGAAUUCCAGGGACUCCAAUCUCUGUUGCAUAUACACCAUCUUUACCUGAUGACAGGUUAUCUGUCUCUUCCAAUGACACUCAGGAAUCUGGAAAUUCUUCAGGACCUACGCCUGGUGCUAAGUUUUCCCACAUUUUACAAAAGGAUGCCUUCCUAGUAUUCAGGUCACUGUGUAAACUCUCUAUGAAGCCGCUGUCAGAUGGGCCACCAGAUCCAAAGUCUCAUGAGCUGCGAUCAAAGAUUCUUUCAUUGCAGUUGCUUCUGUCCAUUCUGCAGAAUGCAGGACCUGUCUUCAGGACAAAUGAGAUGUUUAUAAAUGCUAUUAAGCAGUAUCUUUGUGUUGCAUUAUCCAAGAAUGGAGUUUCAUCUGUUCCAGAAGUUUUUGAGCUUUCACUUUCCAUAUUCCUCACACUUCUCUCAAACUUCAAGACACACCUAAAGAUGCAGAUCGAGGUUUUCUUCAAAGAAAUUUUCCUAUAUAUCUUGGAAACCUCUACUAGCUCAUUUGAUCAUAAAUGGAUGGUUAUACAAACACUGACAAGGAUAUGUGCAGAUGCCCAGAGUGUAGUGGAUAUUUAUGUAAACUAUGACUGUGACUUAAAUGCAGCAAACAUAUUUGAAAGACUGGUUAAUGACCUAUCAAAAAUUGCUCAAGGAAGGGGUAGCCAAGAACUUGGCAUGACUAAUAUUCAGGAGUUAAGUUUGAGAAAGAAAGGAUUGGAAUGUUUAGUAUCAAUCUUGAAGUGCAUGGUAGAAUGGAGUAAGGAUCAAUAUGUUAAUCCCAAUUCUCAGACAACCCUUGGCCAAGAAAAACCUACAGAGCAGGAGAGUAAUGAAACCAAACACACAGAGACAAUUAACAGAUAUGGAAGCUUAAAUUCCCUGGACUCUACGGCCUCAUCAGGAAUUGGCAGUUACAGCACACAGAUGUCUGGCACUGACAACCCAGAGCAGUUUGAGGUCCUAAAGCAACAGAAGGAAAUAAUAGAACAAGGAAUAGAUUUAUUUAAUAAGAAACCAAAGAGAGGAAUACAGUACCUGCAAGAGCAAGGAAUGCUUGGCACUACUCCUGAAGAUAUUGCCCAGUUCUUGCAUCAAGAGGAAAGAUUAGACUCGACUCAGGUUGGAGAGUUCCUGGGAGACAAUGAUAAAUUUAACAAAGAAGUCAUGUAUGCAUAUGUGGACCAACAUGACUUUUCAGGAAAGGAUUUCGUAUCCGCUCUGCGCAUGUUUUUAGAGGGAUUCCGUCUUCCAGGAGAGGCUCAGAAAAUUGAUCGGCUAAUGGAGAAAUUUGCUGCUAGAUAUUUAGAAUGCAACCAAGGGCAAACCCUUUUUGCUAGUGCAGACACUGCAUAUGUCUUAGCUUACUCAAUUAUCAUGUUAACGACAGAUCUUCAUAGCCCACAGGUAAAGAACAAAAUGACCAAGGAGCAGUAUAUUAAGAUGAACAGAGGUAUCAAUGACAGUAAAGACCUUCCUGAGGAGUAUCUGUCAGCUAUCUAUAAUGAAAUAGCAGGGAAGAAGAUAUCUAUGAAGGAAACAAAAGAACUAGUAAUACCCACAAAAUCCAGUAAACAAAAUGUUGCUAGCGAAAAGCAGAGACGACUUCUAUAUAACUUGGAAAUGGAACAGAUGGCUAAAACAGCAAAAGCCCUCAUGGAAGCAGUGAGCCAUGUUCAGGCACCUUUUACUAGUGCAACCCAUUUGGAGCAUGUGAGACCAAUGUUCAAGUUGGCAUGGACACCAUUCCUAGCUGCAUUCAGUGUGGGUCUGCAAGACUGUGAUGAUACAGAAGUUGCUUCUCUUUGCUUGGAAGGCAUAAGAUGUGCAAUCAGGAUUGCAUGCAUUUUCAGCAUUCAGCUUGAAAGAGAUGCUUAUGUCCAAGCACUAGCAAGAUUUACCUUGCUUACAGUGAGUUCUGGUAUAACUGAAAUGAAACAGAAGAACAUUGACACAAUAAAAACACUCAUCACAGUGGCUCAUACAGAUGGAAACUAUUUAGGAAAUUCCUGGCAUGAGAUUCUGAAAUGUAUUAGUCAACUUGAGCUGGCACAAUUAAUAGGAACUGGAGUAAAACCACGUUACAUCUCUGGGACAGUGAGAGGCAGGGAAGGUUCUUUUACUGGAACAAAGGAUCAGGCACCUGAUGAAUUUGUGGGCCUGGGAUUAGUUGGAGGAAAUGUGGACUGGAAGCAGAUAGCGAGUAUUCAGGAAUCCAUUGGAGAAACUAGUUCCCAAAGUGUUGUUGUUGCUGUAGACAGAAUAUUUACAGGAUCUACAAGACUGGAUGGAAAUGCUAUUGUGGAUUUUGUUCGUUGGCUUUGUGCCGUAUCUAUGGAUGAACUGCUGUCUGCUACCCAUCCUCGAAUGUUUAGUCUGCAGAAGAUAGUAGAGAUUUCUUACUAUAACAUGGGUCGGAUAAGACUACAGUGGUCUAGAAUCUGGGAAGUUAUUGGAGAUCAUUUUAAUAAGGUUGGCUGCAAUCCGAAUGAAGAUGUAGCUAUUUUUGCAGUAGAUUCCUUAAGGCAGUUAUCAAUGAAAUUCUUAGAAAAAGGAGAACUUGCUAAUUUCCGAUUCCAGAAGGAUUUCUUAAGGCCGUUUGAACACAUAAUGAAGAGAAACAGGUCUCCUACCAUUCGAGACAUGGUUGUACGGUGCAUAGCACAGAUGGUAAACUCUCAAGCUGCCAACAUUCGCUCAGGUUGGAAGAAUAUAUUUUCAGUGUUUCAUCUGGCUGCAUCAGAUCAGGAUGAAAGUAUAGUGGAACUUGCAUUUCAAACUACAGGGCACAUUGUCACAAUUGUAUUUGAAAAACACUUCCCAGCUACCAUAGAUUCUUUCCAGGAUGCAGUAAAAUGUUUGUCUGAAUUUGCAUGCAAUGCAGCUUUUCCAGACACAAGCAUGGAAGCAAUCCGCCUCAUUCGCCAUUGUGCAAAAUAUGUAUCAGACAGACCUCAGGCUUUCAAGGAAUACACAAGUGAUGAUAUGAAUGUAGCUCCUGAAGAUAGGGUGUGGGUGAGAGGAUGGUUCCCAAUUCUCUUUGAGUUAUCCUGUAUCAUCAAUAGAUGCAAAUUAGAUGUAAGAACCAGGGGCUUAACAGUAAUGUUUGAAAUAAUGAAAACAUAUGGCCAUACUUAUGAAAAACACUGGUGGCAGGAUUUGUUUAGGAUUGUCUUCAGGAUAUUUGACAACAUGAAACUGCCAGAACAGCAGACAGAGAAAGCUGAAUGGAUGACAACUACUUGCAAUCAUGCACUUUAUGCAAUAUGUGAUGUAUUCACCCAGUAUUUAGAAGUACUUAGUGAUGUCCUCUUGGAUGAUAUAUUUGCACAGCUGUACUGGUGUGUGCAGCAAGACAAUGAACAGCUAGCACGAUCUGGUACCAACUGUUUGGAGAAUGUCGUCAUUCUAAAUGGUGAAAAGUUUACCCUAGAAAUCUGGGAUAAAACGUGCAACUGCAUGCUGGAUAUCUUCAAAACCACAAUCCCCCAUGCGCUGUUGACUUGGCGACCGACAGGUGGAGAGGCUGGCCCUGUAUCUCCAUCUGCUUUGAGAGAGAAACAGCUGGAUACAAUAUCACAGAAAUCUGUAGAUAUUCAUGAUACUGUCCAGCCAAGAUCUUCAGAUCGACACCAAAUUCAGCCCAUUGUGGGGUCCACAGCAAGUGAAGAGAUCAGCAAAACCAGACCUACAGCAAAAUUUCCAGAACAGAAGUUGUUUGCUGCUCUGUUAAUCAAAUGUGUUGUACAACUGGAGCUUAUUCAGACUAUCGACAACAUUGUGUUCUUCCCAGCAACCAGCAAAAAAGAAGAUGCAGAGAAUCUAGCAGCAGCACAAAGAGAUGCAGUAGACUUCGAUGUUCAUGUGGACACACAAGAUCAAGGAAUGUAUCGUUUUCUAACAUCGCAACAGCUUUUCAAACUGCUGGACUGUUUGCUGGAAUCUCACAGAUUUGCUAAAGCUUUUAAUUCAAACAAUGAACAAAGAACUGCUCUCUGGAAAGCAGGUUUUAAAGGCAAAUCAAAGCCCAAUCUUUUGAAACAGGAGACUAGUAGCCUGGCGUGUGGGUUGCGCAUUCUUUUCCGCAUGUACAUGGAUGAAAGCCGCACCGGUGCAUGGGAUGAAGUCCAGCAAAGACUACUGAAUGUCUGCAGUGAAGCUCUAAGUUACUUCCUUACUCUUACAUCAGAAAGUCACCGGGAAGCCUGGACUAAUCUACUACUCUUAUUCUUGACUAAGGUCCUCAAGAUAAGUGAUGAAAGGUUCAAAGCUCAUGCCUCAUUCUACUACCCUCUCUUGUGUGAAAUUAUGCAGUUUGACCUAAUUCCUGAACUUCGAGCUGUUCUGCGAAGGUUUUUCCUGCGGAUUGGUUUAGUUUUUCAGAUAUCCCAACCACCAGAGCAGGAGCCUGGAACAAACAAGCAGUAG